Messenger RNA from Haliotis rufescens (red abalone), 3298 nucleotides. RefSeq lists its product as uncharacterized. Gene Ontology annotation, molecular function: zinc ion binding. Lineage: Eukaryota; Metazoa; Mollusca; Gastropoda; Lepetellida; Haliotidae. The record is from RefSeq and is a predicted model, not a curated record. The transcript has 7 exons. The coding region runs from base 16 to 2031 and encodes 671 amino acids.
AGUCACCUUUCUAGAAUGGACACCUUCCCCAAGUGUUCUGUCUGUCAGCAGCAGUUUACCCUGAAAGGUCCAGUCCCCUACUUACUGCCCUGUCUACACGCUGUGUGUGAGACGUGUGUGACAUCUGCAGCUGGUGGUGUGAUAUCAUGCUCUACAUGCCAGAGGGAGGUCAACCUCACAGACACAAGUCUCCAGAAGGAUGCUGUGAGACAGAAGGAAAUAUUCCACCUCACAGUCAAAUAUCGCCCCACAGAGCUCCUCUGUACAAAUGACGAUGAUGGCAACCAGGCUGUGUGUUGGUGUGAGGAGUGUGAAGACUUCCUCUGUGAAUACUGCCAGAACAUGCACAGCAGCUUCAAACGUACCAGAAACCAUCCCGUGCACAAGUUUGGGGAUAUUAUUCCGCAAAAUCUUGGAAAUGAAACAAAUUGCAGUAUUCACAACCGUUAUCCACUUGAUUUGUUUGACAAAACCUGCAACAUGUCUAUCUGUGGUCGAUGUAGCAGAGGAGACCACGCGGAUCACGAGGUUGAGGAUCUGGAUGAGGCUGCUGAAGGCGUUAAACAGCGGAUUGAACAACACGGGAGAGAUCUGUCGGCGCUACUGUCUCGUCAGCAAACACACCUUCAGAGUAUCAGACAAGAUACAAAGUUAGCAGACAGGACGCAGAACCCAUUGAGAGAGACAAUAGGACAUACGUUCCAGUCUUUAAGAUCACAGCUUGACCAAAGGGAGAAGGAACUCUUGAUUGAUCUUGAAAGUCAGACCAGGGAAACCAAGGCAACUCUCCGUGCUCUUCAAACCUCAUGUGAAGAGGAUCAAGCAAAAUGCACCGGGGUUUUAGAUUACAUCAGAAAAAGUGUUAUCUAUGCAUCAAAAUCGGUUCUCCUUCAGCUGGAGAGUUCUGUUGAGGGGAUAACUCGGACAUGCCUAGAAACUGCUGCACCUCAAACACACGAUGUACCCACAGCUGCCUUCAACAACAACGGCUUGUCUAAACUGAAAUCAGAUAUGUCUGCAUUUGGUACCAUCACUGCUUCAAAAGAAGAGAUAGUAGACACAGGUGAUGAUAAGCAAACACAGACUGAUGAUGACUAUUUGGCGGACCUGGAACAGAAACACGAAAUGGAACUUCCAGAACUGGAAUCAGAUAUUGCUUCAGAUUUGGAGAGAAUUGAAAUACUUCAAGCCCUAACGGACAAAUUGAAUGAUGAAGCAAACAACAUAAACUUGACGCUAGCUGAGAAAGACGAAACCUGUAAGAUCGCCUCAGAGACCAUUGGCCGUCUACAAACAUCCUUGAUUGGUUUCCCUACUGAAGGCUGUGUUCACCUGAUGAAGACAGGUGUAGCGGACAGAUGCAUGGUCCUGCAUUGUAUACAUCUGAAGUAUGACAAAGACAGAGUCAAUCUCGACACAGUCCACAUCAACACAGAAGGAGACCUGGUCAACAGGAAGUCGGGCACCAGACCUGCAGGGGAGGGGAGACUGAAGGAGUAUGAUGGCACAUGUAGCACUGCCCCCCUCCCCCGGGCUGGUUGUCCCCAGUACUGGGAGAUGGUGUCUAGGGUCAGUCUGGACAAACCACUCACAGAGGACGACCUCAUCCUGGAGUUGGGUGUGUGUGGGGAGGAGCAGAGGGACGUGUAUCAUUGUAUCAAUGGAGAACCCAGCUCCUGCUGUAUGCUGGUCACCCAGUGUCCUACACACGGCGGGAUAUGCAGGGAGACAUGGAAGGAGGGGAAGCGUGUGCUGUGUCUGCCUGACACUCUCCCCAACACAGCAGGGGCAUCACACACACUACAUUACGGUGUUGUCUAUGAUGACGCCAGGAAGAAGAUUGUCUUCAUUGAUGUGAAGGAGAAUAGAGUGAUGUCGACGUUAGACAAUGUAGACUCUAGUCAGCCACUGUGGCCGAUGUUCGGGGUGUAUAACUCACAUCUCCUCACUGUCAGCAUAGCACUUGUAGUGGGCAGCGACAUCAACAUGACAGAGGAGAAGAAAGCAACGAUUGUCAAGGCGUUGUCGUGAUGGUGACAAUGAUUGUCAAGGCGUUGUCGUGAUGGUGACAAUGAUUGUCAAGGGCUGUCGUGAUGGUGACAAUGAUUGUCAAGGCGUUGUCGUGAUGGUGACCAUGAUUGUCAAGGCAUUGUCGUGAUGGUGACAAUGAUUGUCAAGGCGCUAUCGAGAUAGUGACAAUGAUUUUCAAGGUGCUGUCGUGAUAGUGACAAUGGUUUUCAAGGCGUUAUCAUGAUGGUGACAAUGAUUGUCAAGGCCCUCUCGUGAUGGUGACAAUGAUUGUCAAGGCACUGUCGUGAUGGUGACAAUGAUUGUCAAGGUGCUGUCAAGGGUGUCUUUAGUGUGUUCUUAUAUCAAUCCUGUGAUUGUGUCUCCACCAUUGCUUACACAGUGCUCUGCAUUCGAUGUUAGUCGAGGUCAGACUCGUUACACCUGCCACUAACUUAUAGAUUUUGGUCCAGAAUCUGAACUCUCAUCAGAUGGAAAACAACCAAACUCACCACACACUGACGAUCCUUUCGCUCAAACAGAAGCUUGAAUGACGAGUGGAUUACAGAUUUUACGAACACUUCCAGACUCUUCCAGACUGUAUUUUUUAGAUAGAGACUUGAGAGAACACGAUUGACCGUAGCCUUACUACAAGUUGUGACCACAAGCUACAAGGUUGCCCUGUGUGUUUAGUAAGCCUGCCCUUACAAAAGGCAAGUCUAGAUAAGUGAACUGUACGCCAGUCUUGCAGGGACAACUUGUUCUUAUUACUUAUAUAAUCUAGAAAUAAACAAAUAAGUCUGAACACAUGAAAUGAGCUACAUGUAUUUUACUCACUCACUCACCCACUCACCCACUCACCCACUCACUCACUCGCCCACUCACUAACUCGCUCACUCACUCACUCACCCACUCAUCCACUAACUCGCUUACUCACCAAGCCACUCAACUCACUCUCAUUCACUCGUUCAUCUUUGUCGACUGUAAUUAUUUCCCAUAAAGCACAUUUACUCGACGAAAGAUGGUUUUUUUUAUGGAAUAAUAAUCACUGAUCAAGUGAUAACUAGAAAUACCAGCUUUGUAAUAUUUAUUGUCCGAAUAAAAAUAUGUUCUUUAUUGUAAUUAAUGGUUAUUUUGUAACUGUGGUGUUAAACAACACACCCACUCACCCACUCACCCACUCACCAGCUCGCUUGCUCACCAAACCACUCAACUCACUCUCAUUCACUCGCUCAUUUUUUAUCAAUAUAUGUCGACUGUAAUUAUUUCCCAUUAAACACAGUUACGCGAC